Molecule: messenger RNA, 3849 nt
Organism: Drosophila takahashii
Lineage: Eukaryota; Metazoa; Arthropoda; Insecta; Diptera; Drosophilidae
Biological process (GO): lipid catabolic process
Molecular function (GO): lipase activity
Source: RefSeq, a predicted model, not a curated record
CAGGCUAGAGGUUCGAGAUUCAGAUUCGAAAUUCCGAGGAUCGGUCCGCGUUCAUUUCUCGCCACUUUUCGCCCGCACAUUCGGCAGUUCCGUUACGUGAGUGCAGUUGCACAGAGCCAAAGAUACAAAGAUACAGAGCCGAAAGACACAGAUACACGGCAACAACAUUUCUCGGUUUGUUUUGCGCAACUUUUUUAUUUUUCGGUGACCAGCGUGAAAAGCCCGAUGCAAGAUACGAAUUCGAAAAGAAGUGCGUAUUUGUUGUGAUUUGUUUUUGUUCGGUGUUCAAGUGGCUGUUGUUUUCCAAAGACGACUGAUCGCCAGCCAUCAAUCAGGCCAUCAAUCAGUCAAUGCCGCUUGUCGCAAAUUGGAGCUGGAGUCGGAGCCGCUCUCCCUUCUCGGAGAAAGCCAACAGCGUCUGCCAAACGGAUUCGUCGCAGAAACAGAAACAGAUACAGAUAGAGAUACCUCAGAUACCUGGAACCUGAAACCUGGACAGGGGAUCCAAUACUCUAAUAGAUAGAUAUACUCGGUACUCGAUAUUCGUUACUCGAUAUUCGAGUUUGGUGUCUGUCUGCCUUUUGGCUAACUCAGUCAGUGAGUCAGACACUCGGACAUGCAGUCAUAGUUAUAGUCACGACUCCACAUCCACGUCGUCUUCGUUUUGGCUUUGCUUUUUGCGUUGUCGCCCGUCAGGUUCACAAAUAAGUGAAAGUGAAUUUGUUUAUUGUAUAUUUUGCUAUUACCAAAGCGAAAGAGACGCAUAACAUCCACAAUCGCAGAUUCAUUGAGUGAAAAAUAAGAGAAGCGAGACAUCGGAUGAAGAUCGUUAUAGAGCAGCCAGAACUACAAUCGAGAUGGGGAUGUUGAGUGCUAGCAAUAUAUUUCUGGCCCUGCUGAUAUGCCGCACGGCAAGUGCCCUCGCCCAGGAAGUGGCCAGUGGACUAACAGUGAGCUCAGCUCAGCCCUCGCCCGAGAAUUUCGCCCAACUAUCGCAGGCGGUCGAGGACUCCUUGGUGGAGUACGAGGAGCGUCAGCGGGAGCGAUUGCGUCGGGGUCACCGCACCCGAAGGGCGGUGAAACGGGUCUGCUAUGGCGAACUUGGCUGCUUCGAGGACUCCGGACCGUUUGCCUAUCUCGAGAUGCUGCCCUCGCCGCCGGAGGAGAUCAAUACCAAGUUCUAUUUCUACUCCACACGCCAGCGAUCCGAUCGUCCGCUGAUGGAGCUCUCAUUCCUGAACAUGACAAAUGCCUUUCGAGGCAAACGGGAUGCGGAGGUCAGCACCAGUUCACCCGAGGGCAGUGGCAGGUCAUCCUCCUCCUCUGCCUCCUCCGCCUCCGUCUCGAGUUCCACAAACUCCUCUGCUAGCUCCAUCCCUACCACAGAGCGUCCUGGAGGUGGUGGGCAGAAGAAGGCCACGCCUUCGAUCGAUGACCUCGAGGGAUUCGACGAGCUGUCCGUGCGGGUCAUUGUCCAUGGCUUUGGCUCGGCUUGUCCGCAUGUGUGGAUCUACGAGAUGAAAACGGCCCUCAUGGCGGUGGAGGACUGCAUUGUGAUCUGCGUGGACUGGGAGAACGGAGCCACAUUCCCCAACUACGUACGAGCGGCGGCCAAUACACGUUUGGUGGGCAAACAGCUGGCCAUGUUGCUGAGGAACCUCCAGCAGCACAAGGGACUCGACCUGAUGCGCACCCAUGUGAUCGGCUUCAGUUUGGGCGCUCACGUAUCGGGAUUUGCAGGCGCUGAACUGCCGGGACUGUCGCGGAUCACGGGUCUGGAUCCGGCGGGUCCGCUCUUCGAGGCCCAGCAUCCGAAGGUGCGACUGGACAGUAGCGAUGCGGAGUUCGUGGACGUGAUACACUCGAACGGCGAGAACCUGAUACUGGGUGGCCUCGGCUCCUGGCAGCCGAUGGGCCAUGUGGACUACUAUCCCAACGGAGGACGUGUGCAGACUGGCUGCUCGAAUCUCUUCGUGGGCGCAGUCACCGAUUUUAUUUGGUCUGCCCAGGCUGCCGAGGACGAGGAGGGUCGUUCGUUGUGCAACCAUAGGAGGGCCUACAAGUUCUUCAUUGACUCGGUGGCGCCACGUUGCCUGUUUCCCGCCUUUCCGUGCGGCAGCUACGAUGACUUCCUCAAGGGCCGGUGCUUUCCCUGCGCCCAGGACGACGAGGAUCUGGCCGAGGGCGUUCCGCGGUGCGGCAACAUGGGCUACUAUGCCGACCGAUCAACGGGCAGGGGUCAGCUGUACCUGCUCACCCGCGAGGAGGAGCCCUUCUGCGCCCACCAGUUCCAGCUGCAGAUCUUCAACUCCUUCAACGACCUGCCGCUGCGCACGAUAGGUCGCCUGGAGGCGAUCCUCGAGGGCGAUGGUGGUCUCAACGAGACCUUCGAGAUAUCCGAGAAAGACGAUGCGGAGUUCUUUGCCGGCGACAUAGUGUCCAAGAUAAUUGUGCCACAUCCGGCCCUGGGAUUCCCGACCACACUGAGCCUGCACUACAAGUCGUACAGCGGCUGGCUGAGCAAGGGCCUGCCCCACUGGGACAUCGAUAAGGUGGUGCUGACGGACAGCUUCGGGCGCAGCCACUCGCUGUGCCGCCCCUCGACGAAGCUGAGCAGCGGCAGUCCGGUGCGCCUGCGCCUUCAGGCGGGCAACUGUGAGCUGGACAACCAGGAGGACUACGGGGCGUACACCAAUCCCACGGUCUCGCCCACCGAGGCAGUGCCGGAUUCGAGUGUCCAGGAAUCGGCGGUGGAUGGCGUGGAGACGGCCAAGCAGCGCAAGGACAUCUUCAAUCUGGGCACCAGCUUCAAGUUGGCCAGCAAUCAAACGUAUCCCCUGGAUCAGGGCGACGAGCUGCCGUGGCAGCCCAUUCUGGUGGGCAACUCGCUGGACAACGAGACCACCGAGGCGGUGGAGUCCAGUCGAAGUCUCUCCGAUUCGGAGGGCGGCGAGAUCUUUGAGCCGGUGCUCAAGGAUCGUCGGCUGGCGGUGAACAGGGGUCGCAAUCUGCAGGAUUCGGGAUAUGCAGGAGGAGCACAGACCACCGACAGUCCGGAGAUUGUGGAGCCCGUUCUGAAGGCCACCACGCCGCGUGUCAAGCAGGGCAAGGAUCUGGAUUUGUCGGAAGGUGAUGGAGGCAUGGCCACAACACAACGACUGCCGGCCAAAACGAUGACCCAGGUGGGCACUGGACGAUCCCCGGAUCCGGAUGAACCGCAAACCGUGCAGCUGUUGCCUUUUCGCCUCGGCGAACUCCUUCAGCGUGCCGAGCGAUAUGCAAGGGAAACGCUUUUGCCCCUGAUUUCCGUUCAGGCACCGCGCUUCUUCGGCUUCAAUGUAACGCCCCACGAUCGGGAGGCAGUGCAGCGUCCGGGGGAGUCGCGCAAGCCGCGCUACAUUCCACGUUACGAGGAGUCGGCCUUCUUGAAUACCACCGCUCCCAAUGCCAGGCGACGGGCGCAGAAGGCCUCGCGUCGAUCGGCAGUGCAGCAGAGGAAUCUCUUUCGACUGAUGCGUUCGCGAUCGCAGAAGGAUCAGGAUCAGGAGCAGGAUGAGGACCAGGACUCGGGGGAGCAGCAGAACUACUACACCAAUGUCCUGCAAUCGGAGUCCAGGUCUAUGCGUCCCGAGACGCCGGAAUAUAGACCCGUAUUCAUCGAUCUACCCACCUACAAGCCGCAAACAUCCGCUGCCAUUUCCGGUUCCGUUUCGAGGGCACGAAGGCGUGGCAGAUCGUCCAAGCUGAUUCCCUGAUACUCGGAUAUCUAAGCUGUCCCGCCAUCGGGGGAUGAACACUUUGUGAUAUGCACACCAGAUCGUGGCUAUGGCACAGCUCCAAAACCCAAAA